Vigna umbellata (rice bean) is the source of this 1323-nucleotide messenger RNA. Its product is annotated as tRNA/rRNA methyltransferase (SpoU) family protein. NCBI's taxonomy places the organism in Eukaryota, Viridiplantae, Streptophyta, Magnoliopsida, Fabales, Fabaceae. Gene Ontology annotation, biological process: RNA processing. The record is from RefSeq and is a predicted model, not a curated record. Gene Ontology annotation, molecular function: RNA binding; RNA methyltransferase activity.
UUUAUUUCUUUCAAUUUUGUGGGUACAUGUCCUACAAAGUAUCUAAUUUGGUGUUAGGGCUAAACUCAAUAGAUAGCAUUUGGGCAAUAAAAUGGUUAUAAUUUAUCCCCAAAAUUUUCAAAGCUUUAGCCAGGAGCAUAACAUAACAAGCAUAGCCAUCUGCAGCAGUGGAAAAAGGCAGAAACCGAAAUGCAAUGUGCUUCCAUUUUAUAUCCUCAAAUACAUAAAAUAUGGUGUUUUAAGCCAAGCCUUUCGGUCACUCCACCGCCCCAACAGCAGCAACAAGAAGAAGAAGGAACCUCUCUCGACGACAAACCCAAGCUCAUAACUAGUGCUUCUAACCCAUUUGUGAAGCACUGCGUCAAGCUUCGCAUCUCCUCUUCCUAUCGCCGUACUCACGCUUCUGCUCUCGUUGUCGGUGCUACCCCUAUCAGAGAAAUCUGCAGGUUUCAAGAGUCAUUACAAGAUGAAAGUGUUUCAAUGGAUUGUUUAAUUCUUCCUGACAAAGCUGAGAUUCCUGAUGGGUUGGAUAAAUCCACUGCUUCUAUUGUGCGUGUGACCUCCACAGUGAUGAGAAAGCUUUCAGGGCUGCAAACUACUGACUCUCUAGAUGCAAUUGCUCUUGUGAAAAUUCCUGCCAGUUUUUUCAAUGUUGAUGAUGAUCAAAAGAACUACCAGAAAUGGUUUCCAUCUGUUCAUCGGAUAUUAGUCCUUGAUGGGAUUCAGGAUCCUGGCAACCUUGGUACAUUGCUCAGAUCAGCUGUGGCCUUCAGAUGGGAUGGAGUUUUCCUUCUUCCCGGCUGCUGUGAUCCAUUCAAUGAGAAAGCUCUUCGGGCUAGCCGAGGUGCCUCCUUUCAGAUCCCUGUUGUUUCUGGCAGCUGGAAUCACGUGGAGUCUCUCAAAGAAGAAUUUGAAAUGAAGUUGCUGGCUGGGCACCCAGAGCUUGGAGAGUUGCUAAAGCCAGUGUGCUCUCUCUCUCAAACCUUGUGUGAUUCCUUAUCAGAUACACCAUUGUGUUUGGUUUUAGGAAGUGAAGGAAGUGGCCUUUCAGAAAAAUCCCUGCAGGCUUGUGAACUUGUGAGCAUUGCUAUGGCCGGAGAAUACGAGUCGCUCAAUGUCUCAGUUGCAGGUGGAAUUUUCUUGUACAUGCUACAACCAAAGAAUCGAUGAUUUUGUAUUUAUUGUCUCAUUUAAGUUCAUCAUAAGCUUCAUCGUCUUAUGCUGAUUGCAAAUUUUCUCCUUUUUUUUCAUCCCUUCUUAAAAUUAGAACUUAAAUGUCAUUUAAGUUAUGAAAUGAGCUCAUAUUGAAUUUGAUCUCUUCAA